CGUUGUGCGUGUUGUGCGUGGGGUAAUGUAAGCUGGUUGGCACUGCCGUGGAUCGCGACUGGUGCUGUGAAGCGCGUCGGGCUCUUAGGCCAUGCAACCAGGCUGUCUCUCAGAGUGAAUACAAAUACACAAGCACUGGAAAGAAAUAUUUGAUUUGAAGGGUCUGGAAAUUGCAUGCUAGUCUAGUAAGUUAAAGGCAUUGCUAUAAUACAGCUGCACCAUGAAUGCACCACCAUCAUUUGAAUCAUUCCUGCUGUUUGAUGGUGAGAAGAAGAUUGUGCGGGAGCAGGACACAAAGGUGCCAAAUGCUGCCAUCUACACCUUCAACAAGGAGGACCACACACUGGGAAACAUGAUCCGCAACCAGCUUCUCAAGGACCCCAACAUCAUAUUUGCGGGCUACAAGAACCCGCACCCGUUGGAGUCGAAGGUCAUCCUGCGCAUCCAGACGACGUCUGACUACACCCCUGACGAGGCGCUCAUGAACGCCAUCACGGACCUGCUCUCGGAGCUCAGCCUGCUAGAGGAGCGGUUCGAAGUGGCAGCGCGGCACUUCAAGAGCGACCGACUCUAGUGGACCUGCGGCCGACGAUCCGGCGAAACGUUCAUUCCCCGUAGGCGGCGCGGCGCGUCAGAGCGGCUGUCGGCGGCGUGCUGACGGCCCAGCCGCCGCUCGUGGGCGGUGCGGCGCUCGACGGCCGGGCCUCGACACCGUGCGGACCGGAGUGACCGGAGUGUCGGGACGUGUAUGACACUAGGCUGGGGCCUUCCGCAGUCUCCGGACGACGGCCACGCUGAGAGGAGCGGCGUGACGACGGAGGCGCAGCAUUACCGACAGGACGGACACGUGGCACGCCUAGGUCGUCCGUAGCCUCUUGCAUGGUGGGCUCUGUGUGGGAGCGUGCCAGCAGAUCAUUUGUGUUCCCCAUGGGUCGGUGCCCAAUGCGCUUUACGGCGUGCCUGUAGCCACUUCAUACAUUGUCUGAUUCUUUUCUCGGCGAUGAGGGGCGUUGCGAUCAUUAUUUGUCGUCGGAAGCAUUCUGAAGCGUGUUUUAUGGGUUCAUUUGUCGAUACAAGGUGCCUCCAUCAUGAGUUAUAGACCAUUCACGUACUUCGUUACCCCCAAAUUUAAAGAAAGCGACACGUCGCAACUGUGUUCGGAACCUUUCAAUCCCCGGCAGUACAUGCCACAUUUAUCAAACCUUUCGCCCCUCAGCUGAAAGGAGUGUGUACCUGUAUGGGGGUGGUCACCCAUUAGCGGGACGUUAUGCCAUCACUGCGUAUUGAUGCCCACAAUCAGUGAUGCACUGUGCGUACCGUAUCGAAAAGAAUGAAGACAGUCAUGCUGCUCUGCUUCGUCACUACCAUAUUGAACGACAUUGAUACUGAAGAUAUGUAAAUCAUAAGGACAUGACAGGAUCCAUUAGAAUCAUGCAAGGCUAAAUGAUAGACUUAUUAGCUAUAGGGACAGGCUUAUUAAAUAUAGCGACAUCAUUUAUUAGAAUUAUAA
Molecule: messenger RNA, 1510 nt
Organism: Pollicipes pollicipes
Lineage: Eukaryota; Metazoa; Arthropoda; Thecostraca; Pollicipedomorpha; Pollicipedidae
Gene: Polr2J
Product: DNA-directed RNA polymerase II subunit RPB11
Exons: 2
Coding region: 221-574 (117 amino acids)
Biological process (GO): transcription by RNA polymerase II
Cellular component (GO): RNA polymerase II, core complex
Molecular function (GO): protein dimerization activity
Source: RefSeq, a predicted model, not a curated record